AUGACUGCCAUUGCCGUCUCCACCCCAUUCAAGACCAUGCAAAACCCAUUGAGAAAAAAGAGCCACCGUUCUAGCAUAUCACCACCACCAAGACAAUUGAGUCUCUCCACUGAUGAAAAUGAUAUUUCCAUCUCCUUUGAAGAUCUACAACCGCCUGCGGAAAGCAAAUCCAAUCUGUCCAUGUCUUGGCAUCCUCGAUCGAGAAAGGAAGUCCGGAAAAACAAAACGAAAAUGGGUUCCAGACACCAAAGGAAAUACUCGAGCGAAAGCAUCAGCGAGGACAGUGCAGCCUCCAUGUUCUAUGUGGAUCCAUUUGGCAAUGACUGCGAGGAUGUAGAACAAUUGGCAGAGCGAGGAAGGAAUAUAGAACACCAAAGACAGUCGCGACGCAACUCUCUUCCACCGGCUGUGUGCAAAUCGGAAAUGCACACCGCCUCUACUGCACCAUCGCCGAAUGUCAUGAUUGAGCAAUCCCGUGAAUCCUUUGGUGAGGAGGACACUGCUGCCCGACGUCGCCGGGCACCAAGACGACGAAGUGUGGCUGGAAAUCCUCGCCGAUGCAAGGCUGUCGAUCCUGAUUCCAUGACUGACUACAACAACAUGUCCAUGUCGAAUCACUAG
Molecule: messenger RNA, 621 nt
Organism: Cylindrotheca closterium
Lineage: Eukaryota; Bacillariophyta; Bacillariophyceae; Bacillariales; Bacillariaceae
Source: the annotation of a GenBank genome assembly